Gracilinanus agilis (Agile Gracile Mouse Opossum) is the source of this 1464-nucleotide messenger RNA. RefSeq names its product olfactomedin 3 (gene OLFM3). Gene Ontology annotation, biological process: signal transduction. The record is from RefSeq and is a predicted model, not a curated record. Lineage: Eukaryota; Metazoa; Chordata; Mammalia; Didelphimorphia; Didelphidae. The transcript is spliced from 7 exons. Bases 1 to 1464 code for a protein of 487 amino acids.
AUGAGUCCUCCACUGCUGAAGCUGGGUGCUGUCCUCAGCACCAUGGCCAUGAUCUCAAACUGGAUGUCCCAAACUCUCCCAUCUUUAGUGGGAUUGAACACCACCAGACCUUCCACGCCAGAUACUCUAAGAGCAAACAUUCAGCAGAAGCCAGCUGUUUUCAGGAACCCAAAAGAAGGGUGGCAAGUGUAUAGUUCAGCCCAAGAUCCUGAUGGAAGAUGCAUUUGUACAGUGGUUGCACCAGAGCAGAACCUAUGUUCCCGGGAUGCGAAAAGCAGACAGCUUCGACAACUACUAGAAAAGGUUCAGAAUAUGUCUCAGUCUAUUGAAGUCUUAAACUUACGGACUCAGAGGGAUUUCCAAUAUGUUUUAAAAAUGGAAACCCAAAUGAAAGGACUGAAAGCCAAGUUUCGACAGAUUGAAGAUGACCGGAAGACAUUAAUGACCAAACAUUUUCAAGAGUUGAAAGAAAAGAUGGAUGAGCUCCUGCCCUUGAUCCCAGUCCUAGAACAGUACAAAACGGAUGCCAAGUUAAUCACCCAGUUCAAAGAGGAAAUUAGGAAUCUGUCUGCAGUCCUCACGGGAAUUCAGGAAGAAAUUGGGGCCUAUGACUAUGAGGAACUACAUCAGAGGGUGCUCAGCUUAGAAACCAGACUUCGAGACUGCAUGAAGAAGCUAACAUGUGGCAAGCUGAUGAAAAUCACAGGUCCCAUUACAAUCAAGACAUCUGGAACCCGAUUUGGAGCUUGGAUGACAGAUCCUUUAGCAUCAGAAAAAAAUAAUCGAGUCUGGUACAUGGAUAGCUAUACCAACAAUAAGAUUGUUCGUGAAUAUAAAUCGAUUGCAGACUUUGUCAGCGGAGCUGAAUCAAGGACAUACAACCUCCCUUUCAAAUGGGCAGGGACUAACCACGUGGUCUACAACGGCUCCCUCUAUUUCAACAAGUAUCAGAGUAACAUCAUCAUCAGGUACAGUUUCGACACGGGAAGGGUGCUCGCCCAGCGGAGCCUCGAGUACGCCGGCUUUCACAAUGUCUACCCUUACACGUGGGGCGGCUUCUCGGACAUCGACCUGAUGGCUGACGAGAUUGGACUGUGGGCGGUGUACGCGACCAAUCAGAACGCAGGAAACAUCGUCAUCAGCCAGCUUAACCAGGACACCUUGGAGGUGACGAAGAGCUGGAGCACGGGCUAUCCCAAGAGGAGCGCCGGGGAGUCCUUCAUGAUCUGUGGGACCUUAUACGUCACCAACUCCCAUCUCACCGGGGCCAAGGUUUAUUACUCCUAUUCCACCAAAACCUCCACGUACGAGUACACGGACAUCCCCUUCCAUAAUCAAUACUUUCACAUAUCCAUGCUUGACUACAACGCCAGAGAUAGAGCUCUCUAUGCCUGGAACAAUGGUCAUCAGGUCCUGUUCAAUGUCACCCUUUUCCAUAUUAUUAAGACCGAAGAUGACACAUAA